UAAAUAAUCAACAAUAAUAAUGAGAUGAUUAACAGAAGCAAUGGCAUACAAAUUGCAGUGGGUGGGUUUUAUUUUAACUGUAUUAUUUAUUCUCGUCGACGCCAAAUCAAAUCGUACAUGUCCUUACCAAGAAGCAAUUCUACCAUGCAGAUGUCUUCAAAGGCAAGAAGAAAUCCAAAUUUGGUGCUCUCAUAGCAAUUUACCAAAAACUUUAGAAGCUCUCGAAACGGUAAGCAAAUACAUAAAAGGUCCUAUUGACGAACUAAUUCUGGAAAAUAACAACCUUCCGUCCCUGCCUGGAAAGGCAUUUUCUUCCCUAAAAAUAAUGCGCCUCAUGUUUCGAAAUAAUCAACUGGAAAGAGUGUCAAACACUUGGUUAGUAGGACUAGAAGAAGUAUUAAUGGAACUCUUCCUCGUUGAGCCUACUCUAAGAAGUCUUCCAGACGAUUCUUUGAUACAUUUAACCAAGUUGGAAGCAAUAACACUACAUAGCAAACAUCUGAAGAGAGUUCCUGAUUUUUCCGGUUUACCGAAACUACGUUAUGUUCAAAUUGAAUCCACAUCGUUAACUGAUCUAUCUUCAAGGCAUUUUCGUAAUUUGCCAGCACUGGAAACGUUCCACGUAACUAAAAGUCCCAGAUUAGCAAGGCUUGAAAGUGGUUUAUUAGAAGCAUUACCUAAUUUAUCUUUAGUCAAUAUUUCUUUUUGUGGGAUAUCUUGGAUUCAUCCCAGAGCAAUUAGUCAUUUGCCCUCUUUAAUAGACCUAAUACUAACUGGCAAUAAAAUAACGGAAGCGGCAAUGGUAGGAAGAAGUAUCAAAGAUCUUCCCGUCCUUCAGAAUUUAUACUUAGAUCACAAUUUUAUAGAAAGACUAAGUGAAGCUUCGUUUGUCGAUCUUCCAUCACUGAAAAAAUUACACCUAUCCAACAACCAAAUAACAGAACUGCAUCACGGUGCUUUUCACAAAGUUCCUAAUCUGCGUUUCAUCGACCUAAGUAAGAACUUAGUCCAUCAGGUCCACCCCGAAAGUUUCCUACAACAUUCUGGAAGUGGUCUGGAGGAGUUAUGGCUAGUGCAAAACGACAUAACUCACAUCGCAGAAGUCAGAUCUUUGUUGGACGCAUUACCACGACUUACUUUUCUCGAUCUUAGCUAUAACAAUUUGGAUGCUAUACCGUUCGGAGUCCUUAGAGGACAUCCCACUUUAGAACGGCUACAUUUGGAUCACAACAGAUUACGAAUUAUCGAUAGAGAAGCGUUCAUGGCUAUGCCGGCUCUAACAGAAUUAAGACUGAAAAAUAAUUCCCUAUCCGACAUUUUAGUAGGUCCUUUGUGGAAUUUACCAAACCUCAAAGGACUAGACCUAUCGGAAAACUACAUUCAAAGAUUAGAACCUCCAUUUUUAGAAAACCUGCCAUCAUUAAGGCGACUAGAUUUAAGUGGAAAUGGAUUGAUGGAAGUAGAUCCAAAUGCUUUUCUAGAAACUCCUGCUCUAGAACACAUUAAUAUAUCCCAUAACGAGAUCGAAUCUUUACAUCCUGCCACCUUUAAUCAUUUACUAAACCUUUACGAACUGGAUGUGCACUUCAACAGAUUAAAAGAUUUCCUGCCAGGUCUUCCAAGAACUCUAGAGUAUUUAUAUUUGUCUGACAAUCAAAUUAAUUACAUUCCACCAACUUCAUCGGCCGAUCUUGACCUACCAAACCUAAAAACCCUGGAUUUAACAAUGAACCGGUUGCAAGAAAUUCCUCCAGCAAUACUAGAAUCUCUGCCGCAGUUAAAAAGGCUUCUUGUAGGCAAAAAUGAAAUAUCACAUCUAGAAGGGAGCACUUUUAAGGGAAUUGCAAAACUCCAUCAUUUGGAUUUGAGUAAAAACCGUAUUAGCGUCAUAGAAAGUGACACAUUCGUAGAAUUACCCGACAUGAAAGAGCUUAAAAUACGUGAAAAUAAUUUGGACACCUUAAAGGUAGAAGUAAUAAGAGCCAUGCCAAAUUUAAAACUUUUAGAUAUAAGUAAAAACAAACUGAAAGAAAUCUUACCGAAUGUUUUUGAAAAGACAAGAGCAAUAGAAGUACUUAAGGCGUCUCACAAUUUAUUAACCGAUCUUCCUGCUUCUAUGUUUGGAUUAAAAUUAUUACAAAUAAUAGAUUUAAGUUACAAUCAGUUACGUAUAAUAAGUCCUGACGUCCUUAAAACAUUAGAUUCGUUAACAGAAUUGAACCUAUCACGAAAUUUAAUAGCUGAACUUAAAUCGAAUGCGUUUCACAAUUUACCCGUAUUAGAAAUUUUAAAUUUGGAAAACAAUAAUUUGGAAAUAAUUGAAACGAACACGUUUCACAUGCUUCCACGCUUAAAAGUUUUAAUAUUACGACAAAAUAAACUUCAAAUGAUUCCAAACCGAUCAUUCAACAGUUUGCCGUCACUUCAAGUGGUCGAAUUGCAAGAAAAUCAUCUUCAUAAAAUUGCCGAUCACGCCUUCCAUUUGGUACCCAAUAUGCUUUUACUGAAUCUAAGCUACAACUUGUUCGUUUCGGUGGAAAAUGCAGGAUUAAGGGCUUUAAAAUCUUUGGAAAUGUUAGAUAUGAGUAACAAUGGAUUGGUAAGAAUUUCUAGUUCGAGCUUCGAGCUAAUGGAAUGGUUAGUUGAAUUGAAAUUGGACGAUAACAGAAUAUGCGCGAUACAUGGUACGCCGUUUAAUUUGAUGUAUCGAUUAAAAGUCCUAAGUUUCAAAAAUAACAGACUAUUGUCUUUCCCUGAAAAUGCUGUCCGAAAAUUACGAGGAAAUUUGGAAAUUAUUGAUGUUAAUGGAAAUCCGUUGGUGUGCUCUUGUAACCUUUUAUGGUUAAAAGUUUGGGUAGAAGAAACUUUCCAAAAAGGUCCAAUUUGUGGAGACGGUACCCUUCUUCGAGAAGUUCGUCUUAGUCAGCAGGACUGCCGUAAAGAUGACAACAAGAUGGAACCCAUAGCUCCCGAAUGCGAAACAGACUUAAAUAUGGACAACAGACUAUUGGGUACUUCCCAAGUAUUCGCUCAGAAGAAUAAUUUAAAAAGGAAUAAAACCGCAAUUACCGAUCCACCUAACGAACUGGUACCAUCACCUCAAGAGUCCGAGUACUUCUACGACGAAUUUAUUGACUAUCCAAUUAACGAAACAGUCCUAGAAACCAUACAACAAGAAAAAGGGCAAAUUCUGAAAUCUCCCCAUUUUACUCCAGGUGAUACUCCCACUUUAUACGCGGCUACAAGGAACAAAACCAGGAUCAAAAAUAUCUUCUCGGACAUCCCAAGGAAUGUAACAAAUUCACCAAGUAGCAGUGGUUUUACAUUUUUUGGUCUGCCUCUGGGUAAUUUUGCUUUGAACAAGUUCUGGGGUCCUAAAGGAAGAAUGUCGGUAUCCCCAAAACUGGACGAAGAAUUUGAACGAAAAAAGGCAAUGAUUUUAAACAGUGUACCGCCUAAAUUCAAACUACCAAAUUUACAAGAAGGUGGAUUUGUUCCUUUUAUUCCUGGUACAGGUGGUUUCACACCCAUCCCGGGUCCAGUUAUUAAAAAAAUUGAAGAAAAAACAACCAGUUUUAAGAACAAAACCAGCAUUGACGAUGAAGAUUCUCCAAAUAUACGAAGGGGAGGUACAAUUACGUUAACGGGAGUUAAAAAAACAGUCGAAGAAGAAUUUAACAUCGAAUCCUCCACAGUGGAAGAUAAAAUAACUUCUGUGAUAAUUACCACAACCGAAACCCCAGCAACAAAACUAGUAACCAAGUUAGACAUUAAUCCGACAGUUAACUUUGAGAAUAUUAAUAAGGAAACGCCCGCAGGGUUAUCUGAUUUCAAUAUUAGCACUUUAGGACCUACUUUUUCAACACCUGUUAGAAUAUCACCAAAAUACGAAAGAAAAAAUGGUAUGUCCACCGACAAUGACGAAACUAGAAUGAAAAGUUCAAUUUUUACCUACACACCUGAACCAACGGAAAGGGACAUUUCGCUUAUAGAAGAUAUAAUCAAAAAGACAGAGGCUGUUAAAAACACUACCAGUCUAAACUUAGGAAAUCCGCCCAGUAUAAUACCACAGGGGGGUAAAUUUCGACAUACGGGUAAAAUCACACGUAUCACACCUCCUCACGUUUCUUCGCCGCUUCAAUCAAAUCAAGACAUUUCUAAUAAACCAUCCGGUUCGAGAAAGCAUAACAAAAUGAAACAAAGUGAAAAAGCUACGAUAACUGAAACCAACGAUGGAACUAAGCAAGACGACUGGUAUUUUGCAAAUUAUAAUAACGACAACCCUAUAAACGAAAAUGAUAAGGAAUUAUCGCUCGAAAAUUCUAGUGAAAGUAACAAUUCAUCAGACAUUCAGAGUCUUCACGAAUAUUUUUGGAGGCGCAAAUUAUUUAUUGUCAUACUUGAACCACAGUAA
This is a messenger RNA of Agrilus planipennis (emerald ash borer), 4414 nucleotides long. Its product is annotated as protein artichoke-like. Gene Ontology annotation, molecular function: protein binding. The transcript has 4 exons. The coding region runs from base 41 to 4414 and encodes 1457 amino acids. The record is from RefSeq and is a predicted model, not a curated record. Lineage: Eukaryota; Metazoa; Arthropoda; Insecta; Coleoptera; Buprestidae.